AAUCAAUCUUUAGUGAAAACAAAUAAAUUCGAGCUUGAUUCACGUAACAAACAACGAUGUACACCUCGUAAACUCGUGAUUUGCGUAAUUGUUUUACGGAUAAUUGCAAGAUUGCAUUUUUAUUAUUUUCGGGCGCAUGUUUUUCGAACCAAACUUCCAGACUUUGACAGCUGUUGACAACUCACUCAUGUUUUGUGACAAACAGCUGUUUUAUUAAACAGUUUCGAAAUUGAGUUGUUUUUUGGACGUAAAAUAAGAAAUGGAGACGUCAGACAGUGAAUAUUUUGAGAGUGCAGACGAAGAUUUUCAAUCAGACGAUGAAGACACCAAAACUGUGUCAAGUGUUACAAAAACUGAGGAAAAACCUAACACAAAGUGUGUUAAUGACGCAAUAAAAAAGUUAGAACACGUACAAUUAGAGGAUACUCAAGAAAAAAAUAGUUUGAACAACAAUAAAAAGAACGACAAGGGUAAAACUAACAAAGAAAUAGAAGACAACAUUAAUUCCAAUGAGAUUACUGAAGAUCUUGCACAAAUUCAGGCAACAAAAGGUCCCGGAAGUAAACUCAAUAAAGUUGAAGCCUCACAUCCAACAAGUGUUAAAAAGCGCAGUAAAGAAACAGACGUUCCGAAAAAACUAGGUGCUAAGUUGAGUUGUAAAGACAGUGUUGCAAAACCACCCCAAGAAAGUCCAGAGUGUGUUAAAAAUGUUGAUCAAAAACAACCAAAAGAAAGUCCAGAGUGCGUUAAAAGUGCUGAUCAAAAACAACCAAAGAGUGAAACUUCCAACAUAGAAGAAAACCUCUGGGAUGAAUCUGAAAUAGACUGGGGAAAGGAAAAUGAAGACGACUUGUGGGGUAACGAUGAUGAUUGGGAACCCGUGAAUGAACCAACGGUGCCCCCCCAGCGUGAAAAAAUUGAACCCGCUCAAGUAAAAGUGCCUUCUUCCAGCAGUUGGGGCUCAUGGGGCACCUGGGACGUCUCCUCAAUCAUAUCGACAGCAACUCAAAGCGUCUCAACGCUAACGCAAGGAAUUAGCACGGUCCUUGAAACGGGAAUUGGAGUCCCGGACCCGGAAGAACUAGCCAAAAUAAACCAAGCUGAGAAAGAGAAAUUGAAAGAAAUCGUUCCUGACGAGGACACGGACAAUUCUGGUUUUGGGCUGGGUAACUUAGUGAUGGGGGUGUCACAACUCACUAAAUUAGUUGAAACAACUGGUACCAAAGUCAUUUCCGGUGGUUUGGACACGUUGGAGACAAUCGGGAAGAAAACAAUGGAAGUACUGCAAGAGGGUGACCCAGGUUUGAAAAAGAAACGAGCCUUCUUGAAGAUAGAUCAAGACAAACCGGUCCUUUCCCAAUUACUACGCGAAGCGAAGGAGAAAGCUGAGGAAGAAAACAAAAUUCUGGAAGAGAAACAUUUCGCAAAAAAGGCGAAAAAUUACGAAACUUUGUUUGACGACCAUCAGGGUCUUGUACACCUGGAGGCGUUAGAGAUGCUUUCGAAACAGUGUGAUAUUAAGUUACAGACGUUGUUGGAAUCUUACACUGAUGAAGCUUUGACUGAAAUGCAGGAGACGAUGGAUCAGGUGAAGGAGCUUUGCGAGUUGCCUGAUGAAGAAGAGGAUGAACAUGCAAACUGGACCGAGAUCAAAGAAAAAUUAGAGUCAGCUGUUAGUGAAAUCAGUAUCCCUAUUUCGUACAAGAAAUUUGUUGAGACUUGGGAGGAAACUGAGGCGUGGUUGAAUAACUUGAAACUCGAAAUUUGCGACGCCAGAGAGUUACACCAACAAGCUGUUGAAACUUUGGCACAGUUGACUGCAAUAGCAGUGGAACAGUUUCACAAAGCUGGGGAACUGUUACUGGUGAAGGAACAUAGGAGUACGGCUGAUGAGGCGGAUAGUUUAGUCCAGUUGACAACAACUUUAACAUCGCUAAUUGGCGUCGUUGCAGCAAAAUUCUCAGACAAACUGAACACCAAAAGUUCCAGCUCGAAAAACAAAGAAGAAAUAAACAGUCUCAUAACGAAUGUAUUCUUUGAGGCCGCAAAUAGUAGUUCAUACAUUCAGGACGCUUUUCAGCUUUUAAUACCUGUUCUUCAAGUGGGCGCGGUGUAAUCAUAAGUCUCAACAUUAUGUAAAUAACAAGUUGCUAAUUUAUAAAAAAAUAUCUAUUACAAUAAAACUUUAUCAUCUAC
This is a messenger RNA of Tribolium castaneum (red flour beetle), 2196 nucleotides long. RefSeq lists its product as uncharacterized. The transcript has 3 exons. The record is from RefSeq and is a predicted model, not a curated record. The coding region runs from base 260 to 2116 and encodes 618 amino acids. NCBI's taxonomy places the organism in Eukaryota, Metazoa, Arthropoda, Insecta, Coleoptera, Tenebrionidae.